GUUCUCUGACCAUGCCCCAGAAGGAUCCCUGCCAGAAACAAGCCUGUGAAAUACAGAAAUGCUUGCAAGCCAACAACUACGUGGAGUCCAAGUGCGCAGCGGUGCUGCAGGAGAUGCGGAGGUGCUGUGCCCGCUACCCCAGGGGCAGGUCCAUCUGCUGCUCGGGGUUUGAGAAAGAAGAGAGGGAGAGAGAAAAGCCUAAGGCCGCUUCAGAAGGAAUUCCCCCCCCACGGCAGUAACACACGGCAGCUCCGGCAGGUGCCAGGGCACGGACUCACCUGCAGGGCUCCUAUUUGCUUUUGGUUUUCGGUCCUUCUGUAGACUUCCAGGAAAGCCAGAUCGCUCCUAGAACACACCAUCCCGUGCACCAAAAAGUAAAAAUGCAGAACCAACAGCUGGCCUGGUUAACGGACUUUAUUUGCUCUACCAAAACAUUAUCUACCUUCUCUUAGCAUUGCACCUGUGUCUGUGAAAAGUCAACGUGGUGUUUUUAGAACGCUUACCCUCCUCUAAUCCGUCCUCAAUGUCAACGUGCAGGGCUGGAACCAGGUUCUUUCUGACUUCUGGAGUGGGAGGUACAGGAAAUACGCUUAAAAGAGUGAGUUGGAAUGUGACACAUGAAAUGAUCAUCUUGACAUAGCAAAGGGAACGCUGCCAUCCUGCAGUAGUUCCAGACAACAUUCAGCUGUCCACUGGUUCAAGCUCAAGAAUGGGAAUCAGAUCUGGGGUUUGUCCCUAGUUCUGACACAGAUCCUGAGUGACUACAAGUCACUUUGCCUAAGUGCCUCUCCUUCCCACUGGAUAGAGUUCCGAUUACUUUAUAUUGGGAUUGCCUAGACGCUGCUAUUUGCAUGAUAAUAAAGAUGUUACAGGAACAUUAUUUCAGGGAUUGCUACAGGAAUAGGAUUUUUAAAAGAGCAAUAUCCAUUUGGAAAAAUCUGACUGUUGAUAUAAAAACAGAUUUAUAAAUUUGUUACGUGUAACUGAGCACCUUUAAGCAAUAUGCUGUGAGCCCAGCAUAAUUCAAUGCUCUGGUACCCAG
Messenger RNA from Tinamus guttatus (white-throated tinamou), 1042 nucleotides. RefSeq names its product C-X9-C motif containing 4 (gene CMC4). Gene Ontology annotation, cellular component: mitochondrial intermembrane space. The record is from RefSeq and is a predicted model, not a curated record. Lineage: Eukaryota; Metazoa; Chordata; Aves; Tinamiformes; Tinamidae.